Adineta ricciae is the source of this 243-nucleotide messenger RNA. NCBI's taxonomy places the organism in Eukaryota, Metazoa, Rotifera, Eurotatoria, Adinetida, Adinetidae. The record is from the annotation of a GenBank genome assembly.
AUGAUCGAACGUACAAAUAAUACGUUGACGGCUAAUGAAUUAAGAAAUGAUCGAGAUACACUCGAUGCUGAUACCGCGUUCAUCGAAGGAGGAACUACGCAAGAUGAACGGCCAGUGGUUGAUCCAACAUCACGAACUAUCACACGGCGAAAAGUGACAAUCUUCGUUUCUAUUGCUGUCGUCAUUGGCGUUGUUAUUUUAGUCAUUCUGAUACCUUUACUUGGUCUUCGUAAAAACGCUUAA